This is a messenger RNA of Fusarium redolens, 2019 nucleotides long. Its product is annotated as major facilitator superfamily domain-containing protein. Lineage: Eukaryota; Fungi; Ascomycota; Sordariomycetes; Hypocreales; Nectriaceae. Gene Ontology annotation, cellular component: fungal-type vacuole membrane. Gene Ontology annotation, molecular function: transmembrane transporter activity. The record is from RefSeq and is a predicted model, not a curated record. Gene Ontology annotation, biological process: transmembrane transport. The transcript is spliced from 3 exons. Bases 430 to 1776 code for a protein of 448 amino acids.
CAGGCCGAGAACUGUGGUAUUUUACGGAUGAGGAUUCGGUCUUUGUAAGCUGAGAUUCACCGGGGAUUAUGUCCGUGGCCGGGAUAUUAUGAGAUGGAGAGAUCAAUGACGAGCUCUAAUUCGUUGCGGUCGAUCUUAUCAAUAUACUAGCGUCGGCUUCGGUGGGGGUAGAAGGUCCGAGACCGAAGAAACGAAUCAGAGACUUGAGCUCGGCUGCAAAUAAUCCACCAUCAUCGGCCUUUGGAAGUCUCGCGUCGCGAAAUUAACUCCUUUGAACGAAUGACCGUGAAUAUGGAGCUCCAUAAGGCGUGUUAUGGACCUCUUUUAGGCUCAGAUCUCCCGUGCAUCUGGUACUUAUAAAUCUCCACGCCCAUGUCAACAACUUGAGCCUCAGCGCAACCCUCGAUCAGAUAAACAACAUCUUUCAUCAUGGCUGCUCAAGACACUACUGCACCUUCGUCGCCUCGCAAUUCGGAGCUCACGCUUCAGAAUCAGGUUGGCUACAACAACGAAAAGUCUGAUCUUGAGGAGGGUACCACACAGCCUGAGCCUGCAGCUGCGCCAGCUGGAAGUGGCGCGCCUGAUGGUGGUCUCACAGCUUGGCUCGUUGUUCUUGGCGCAUGGUGUACCUCGUUUUGCAGUUUUGGCUGGAUCAACAGUGUGGGCGCUUUUCAGGAAUACUACCAAAACGAUCUUUUGAAGCAAUACUCGUCGAGUACCAUCGCAUGGAUCCCCUCGCUGCAGAUCUUCUUUAUCAUGGGCAUGGGUCCGAUUAUCGGAAAGCUCUACGAUAGCUAUGGGCCGCGGUGGCUUAUCUUCGUUGGAAGCAUCAUGCAUGUCUUCGGUAUCAUGAUGGCGUCCAUUAGUACCGAGUACUACCAGAUUCUUCUGUCUCAGGGUGUAUGCUCCGCCAUCGGUGUCUCAGCCAUCUUUCAGCCUGCCCUCUCGACGAUUCACGGAUGGUUUGACAGCAAUAGAGGAGCUGCCUUUGGCAUUCUUGCAACCGGAUCGAGUAUCGGCGGUGUCAUCUUCCCCAUCAUGGUCACCCGCCUCAUCAAGCAAGUGGGCUUCGGCUGGUCCAUGCGAAUCUGUGCCUUUAUGAUUCUCGGCCUCCUCAUCAUCGCCAACCUCACCGUCAGAUCGAUCCACCCACCGAACCCUCAGAAGGUCACCCGCGCCCAGAUGCUCAGGCCAUUCUAUGAACCAGAGUUCAUCUUCUGCAUGCUCGGAUUCUUCUUCUUCACCUACGGACUUUUCGUUCCUAUCGACUACCUGCCCGUUCAAGCACUUCAUGCUGGUGUGGACCCGAACCUCGUUCAGUAUUUGAUUCCUAUCCUCAACGCUGCCAGUCUUUUUGGUCGUGUUAUUUCAGGAGUUCUUGGUGAUAAGAUGGGCCGUUAUAACAUCUUCAUCAUUGUCGGCUUCCUUUCCGCUAUCUGGAUUCUUGCCCUAUGGAUCCCUUGCAACACGCAGGACGGUAUCAUUGCCUUUGCGGCCUUGUUUGGUUUCUGCUCCGGCGCAUACGUCUCCUUGAUUGCACCGCUCGUUGCUCAGAUCUCGCCACUUCCGGAAAUUGGAUUCCGUAGCGGCAUCGUCUUCUUCGUCUCCUCGAUCGGUGGACUCACCACCAACCCUAUCAACGGCGCUAUCCUCGAGAGGCCAACUGGCUGGCUUGGAGUCAAAAUCUUUGCUGGUGUCUUCUGCCUGGCUGGCACCGCUUUCAUCCUUGCUGCAAGAGUCCACCGGGUUGGAUGGAAGAUCACGGCUACUUUCUAAAAGUGUACUUGGACGUUGUUUGAUUUUUGAGGAUAUACCAGGAUGCAUUGCAUUGUUUUACGAAAAUUGAAAGCUGAGAGCUUUACAUGUCACCACUCAACUGCACUAGACUUCUAAUAAUAGACAGAUAGAAAAUGAUGGUUUGAUUGCGCUUUGCAGUUUUCAAGUAGCCCAGACAUUUCUGAAAAAUGCAACGCAAGACGCUUACCAGUUGUGACUUUAAAUUUCUUCCUCGAGUGAGAU